Messenger RNA from Hippocampus comes (tiger tail seahorse), 5703 nucleotides. RefSeq names its product IQ motif containing GTPase activating protein 2 (gene iqgap2). The record is from RefSeq and is a predicted model, not a curated record. Bases 360 to 5348 code for a protein of 1662 amino acids. The transcript is spliced from 38 exons. Gene Ontology annotation, cellular component: cell cortex. Lineage: Eukaryota; Metazoa; Chordata; Actinopteri; Syngnathiformes; Syngnathidae. Gene Ontology annotation, molecular function: calmodulin binding; GTPase activator activity; actin filament binding. Gene Ontology annotation, biological process: regulation of GTPase activity; mitotic actomyosin contractile ring assembly actin filament organization.
CCAGGCCCUGAAUGCUACACAAUGCCACUUAUUUACCAGGAGGUGGCGAAAAGGAGCUGUCACUUCCCCUCCUGUCUUCCCCAUAUAUGUCUGAACCUUUUACGUUACUUUCAAGAUCAUAGUCACUUUGUGGAGGAGUCACUUAAAAGGGGCGCACACAAUGGGGACUGGUGGUCACAAGGGAAAGUUCUAACGACUUCUGUUCCUGUUCUUAGUGGUUUCUUUUGUUUGUUUCAUAAAUACUUCUAAUUUAGCUUUAUUUAAGUCGUCUGGCACACCUUAUCGUGCGUUUGGACUUUAUCUUAAAGAGUUGUUGGUUGAUCAGCGCGUUGACAAGCGCUGGAGGGAAACGAGGCAGGAUGAAUAAUGAAGAAACGGCUGCUCAACACAAGCCACGCUAUGGAACCAUUCAGGAUGACGAGAGGCUGUCGGCAGAGGAGAUGGAUGAGAGGAGACGGCAGAACAUCGCCUACGAGUACCUGUGUCAUCUGGAGGAGGCCAAACGGUGGAUGGAAGCUUGCCUGGAAGAAGACCUCCCCACGACCACAGAACUGGAGGAGGGACUGAGGAAUGGUGUCUACCUUGGCAAACUUGCCAACUUCUUUGCCCCCAAAAUGGUGACAGUAAAAAGGAUCUAUGACAGAGAUCAGGCUCGGUACAAGAGCAAAGGAUUGCACUUCAGGCACACUGACAACACAGUUCAGUGGCUCAGGGCUAUGGAGUCGGUGGGCCUACCAAAGAUCUUCUACCCAGAAACAACAGAUGUGUAUGAUCGCAAAAACAUGCCCAAGGUGGUCUACUGCAUACAUGCACUAAGCUUAUACUUGUAUAAACUGGGCAUUGCACCGCAGAUCCAGGACCUUUUAGGGAAGGUGGCCUUUACAGAGGAAGAGAUCAGUAACAUGAGGAGUGAACUGGACAAGUAUGGUAUCCAAAUGCCAGCUUUUAGUAAAAUUGGCGGAAUCCUGGCCAACGAGCUCUCGGUGGAUGAAGCAGCAUUGCACGCGGCUGUGUUUGCCAUCAACGAGGCAAUAGACAAGGGUCAGGCAUCUGCGACCAUGUCGGCGCUGACAAAUCCAAACGCCAUGCUGAGGAACACCCAGGAAGCUCUGGCGCAAGACUAUCACGACACAUUGAGCCAGGCCAAGACCCGUAAACAAGAUCAGUCCUCGGGCAGUUACUCCACAUUUUGUAGUGAGGAAAGAGACGUUUAUGAGGAGUUGCUAACACAGCAGGAGAUCCAGAGCUGCAUAGACUUUGUCAACAUCCAAGCAGCCGUAAGGCAGGUAAAUCAGGCAGUGUGUAGCCAGGAUGAAGCUUCUCUUAUGGCUGCACUGAGGCUUCAAGCGCUGGCCUUGCUCGGCGUGCAGGACAUAAACCACGGCUGGUACCUGGAGCACUUCACCACGUAUUGUCUGCACAAAUCCAAGGAUGAAAACAAGGCAGUUCUGGUGGAUAAGGAUGAGAUUCAAAGAGUUCUAAGCUCUUGCAAUGACUUUGCAGAGGCCGAAAGGCGAAAACUUGAAGCAGUUUCAGCGAUCAAUACUGCCAUUCGCCUUGGCGAUGCAGUGGCGACUGUGCAGGAACUCAUGAACCCUGAGGCUCAACUGCCAAUCGUCUACCAAACCGCUGCCAGUCUCUAUCAGAAUGAACUUUUUAGUUUGCAACUACAAGGGGCGAGGUCUGGCCUGAGCCACGAGGAGUUGAGCGUGGCUGUGGAAAUGCUGUCGGCUGUAGCUGUGCUCAAUGAGGUUCUGGACACCAAGGACACACAGGCUGUGAUCGAGCAACUGACAGACUCGCCGAUGGGGUUCACAAACAUGGAUCAAGACAACCUGAACAGGUAUGCUGACGCCCUAUCCAAGCAGCGGGCGGAGUCUCUUGCAAAGGGCCUCGAGUUCCUCACUUGGAACGAUGUUCAAAAGUGCAUUGACGCUGUCAACAUUCAGGUCCUCGAAGAGCACGAACGAAUCAUAGCAAUAGCUGAGAUCAAUGAGGCAUUGAACUCCGGUGAUCAUCAGCAGACACUUGCAGCCCUGCUCCUUCCCACUGCCAAGUUGACGGGGGUGAACCCAGUCACAGCCAAACACUACCACGAUGUCCUACACUAUAUCAAACAACGCCUCUGCCAGAACUCGGGAGAUGAAUCUGCUGUACUGUGGCUGGAUCAAAUCCAAGAGGCUAUCCAUGCAGCCAACCAGGACGCCGAGGAGGCUUUCACAAUGGCUAAAGCAGUUGCUGACAUAAACAAGAUGGUGGCCGAGGGUGACUCCGAGAACACACUACAGGCUCUGCAAUCACCAAAUGCAGGGCUGAGACUGGUACUCGCUGAAUGUGCUGAUGUGUACCAGGCUGAACUGGAACAAUCACAAGGAAAGAUGGCACCUCAAGGUGGCACUGGGAGCGUGUGGGUGAAACAUCGCAUAAACGAUAGAUAUGACUACUACUAUAACCUGGAGACUGGACAAGGUGCCUGGGAGGAGCCAGAAAACUUUGAAGGCAAUCGUGGCCACCUCAGUAAAGAGGAAAUUCAGAUUGCAGUCAGUUGUGUGACUGCAGGAUAUAAGCGGGAACAAUUGUGGUUGGCCAAUGAGUCCUUAGUAACGCAGCUGCAGGCCAAGGUCCGAGGUUUUCUGGUGAGACGAAGGCAUGCUCAAAGGAUGGAGUACCUGCGUCGACAAGAACCUCAUGUCGUCAGACUGCAGGCAUCCUGGAGAGGUUACAAACAGAGAAAAAUAUACAAGGACAGGAUGAAACUGCUUCAUACAAAUGUCACCUCAGUUGUCAAGAUUCAGUCUCUGGUUAAAAUGUGGAAAGCCAAACGUGAAUACAACCAGCGUUUGCAAUACUUCAAAAAUCACGAGAAGGACAUUGUGACUAUCCAAGCUUUUCUAAAGGCCAAUAAAGCAAGAGAUGACUAUAGAACUCUGACUGGGGCCAAGGACCCGCCCCUAUCGGUGGUGCGCAAGUUUGUCCACUUGCUGGAACAAAGCGCUUUGGAUCUGCAGGAGGAGCAGGAUGUGACGCGACUCAAGGAAGAAGUGGUCACCAAAAUUCGCUCCAAUCAGCAGAUGGAGCAAGAUUUGAACCUGAUGGACAUCAAGAUCGGGUUGCUAGUGAAGAACAGGAUCACGCUGCAGGAUGUCGUGAGUCAUAAUAAGACGAUGAAGAAUAUGAAAAAUCAAGCCAGUAAUGAUGACCUGGCCACAGCAGACAAACUGGGAAUAAAGGGGUUAAGUAAAGGAAAGCGGAAGAAACUGGAGGCCUAUCAGCAUCUCUUUUACCUCCUUCAGACCAACCCGUCCUACUUGGCGAAGCUCAUCUUCCAAAUGCCCCAAAAUAAGUCCACAAAGUUUAUGGACACUGUGAUCUUCACUUUGUACAACUAUGCCUCCAACCAGCGAGAGGAGUAUCUGCUGCUCAAACUCUUCAAAACUGCUCUCGAUGAAGAAAUCCGGUCUAAGGUUGACCAAAUUCAGGACAUCGUGACAGGAAAUCCCACUGUCAUCAAGAUGGUGGUCAGCUUCAACCGAGGCGCGCGAGGCCACAACACCCUGCGGCAACUUUUGUCUCCUGUUGUCAAAGACAUCAUUGACGACAAAAAUCUUGGCAUCAACACCAACCCUGUGGAUGUUUACAAAGCCUGGGUCAACCAACUGGAGACGGCCACCGGAGAAGCCAGCAAAUUGCCCUACGAGGUGACUCCCGAGCAGGCCAUGGCACAUGAGGAAGUAUGCAACAGGCUCGAGGCUUCCAGUCUGGCACUUCGCUCUGCAACAGAUAAAGUCCUUAACUCCAUUGUGUCCUCCCUGGAUAAUAUCCCUUAUGGCAUGAGGUAUGUAGCAAAGGUUCUGAAGAACUGCCUCCACGAAAAGUUUCCAGAUGCAUCAGAAGAUGAGCUGCUAAAGGUCGUCGGAAACUUGCUUUACUACCGCUACAUGAAUCCUGCAAUCGUCGCUCCCGAUGGCUUUGACAUUAUUGACCUGUCGGCGGGAGGGCAGCUCCACGUGGACCAGCGACGCAACCUGGGAUCUGUGGCAAAGAUGCUCCAGCAUGCUGCUGCCAACAAGCUGUUUGAGGGCGAGAAUGCACACAUGACGCCCAUGAACAACUUCAUUUCGCAGACAUACGAGAAGUUCCGGGUCUUUUUCCAGUCUGCCUGUGAUGUCCCUGAACCCGAGGAGAAGUUUAACAUUGAUGAAUACUCAGACAUGGUGACCCUGAGCAAGCCCAUCAUCUACAUCUCCAUAGAGGAGAUCAUCAACACGCAUUCACUUCUUUUGGAACACCUGGAGGCAAUCUCGCCAGACCUCAACGACCUGUUGCACGAGCUCUUGCAGGAUUUGGGAGAUGUCCCUGACGUUGAGGCGUUACUCGGUGAAGGAGCCGUUCACGGCAGCGACGCAAACAGGGAUGCCGUCCUCAAUCAGCUGGCCAAAACGGAGAUCUCCCUCACUCUGACCAGCAAGUUUGAGCUGCUCGAAGGGGAUGACAAAGACUUGAAGAGUCUCAUGACCAAGACAAAGAAACUUAUCGUGGACGUAAUCCGAAUUCAACCUGCAGAGACUUUGGCUGAAAUUUUAGAGACCCCGGCCACGGCUCGUCAGGAGUCAGAGCAUACCAAGAUAGCAGUGCGACGGGCGGUUCAGGACGCUCAGACCCCUGACGGGCUAAAGAGCAGCCCGGCAGUACUGGAGGACAGUCAGCUGCCCCUGGAGCAGAAGAAGCGGAAGAUCCUGAGGAACCUUCGGAACCUGGAGCAGGCUAACCUUGUCGCUGCCACAAACAAAUACCAGGACAUCAUCAAUGACAUUGCUAAGGAUAUUCGCUACCAAAGACGCUACCGACAAAGGAGGAAGGCCGAGCUCGUGAAACUCCAGCAGACGCUUGUGGCGCUCAAUUCGAAAACGACCUUCUACCGGGAGCAGAUGAACUAUUACGACACCUACAUCAGGACAUGCCUGGACAACCUCAACCGCAAGAAUUCACGCAGAUCCAUCAAGGUGGACAGCAAAGCGGACGAAAAGGCCGGGAAAAGGGGGAAGCCGCAAUCUUUGAAGUACACCGGAGCGAGGCUGCACGAGAAAGGAGUCAUUCUGGAGAUCGAAGGACUUCAGACCAACCAGUUCAAAAAUGUCAUGUUUGAGAUUUCACCAAGUGAGGAAGUUGGGGAUUUUGAGGUGAAAGCUAAGUUUAUGGGUGUUGAGAUGGAAAAGGUUCAGCUGCAUUUCCAGGACCUUUUGCAGCUUCAGUAUGAAGGCGUGGCUGUUAUGAAGAUGUUCGACAAAGCUAAAGUCAACGUGAACCUCCUCAUCUUUCUCCUAAAUAAAAAAUUCUAUGGAAAGUGAAUGAAAAUACGGAAUAUGGGGAAAUACUUUGUGCCUUGUGACAGCGUUCACUUAGUUCAACAAAAUCAAGGUUGUCCGAAAAUGUAAAUGAUACUUUUUUUCCCUUUGAAUAAUUUAAUGAAGCUGUUCAUUUCUUUUUCCUUUUUUGUGAGAGUUAAAUUUAAUGUAUUUUAAUUAGGAAGAUAUUCUUGUUUUCUUUGAAAGAGAAACACUAUUGUUUUGUUGUUACUUGUGUGUUGACGAAGGAGUUGUAUCAGAAGGCCGUCUUGUUGAAAUGUUGUCGUACACCAGUGCCUUUUAAAUUAAAGCAUCUAAAUAAUCAUAUUUUAAUUAAUAAAACUUUUAAAUGCUGCGA